CAUCUAUUAACCUUUUAAUAUGAAUGACAUCACAAUUUGUGUAUGCUAAAUUAUGUCCGACCGGGUAGAUACGUUACUGUUGUGGGCAUCUAACCUCCAUACCAUGCAUAUGUUUCAUGCCAGAUUGAGUUGUUGUUGUCGGGCAAGAACAACAAAAACGGGUUUAACAGUUGUUCCUUCUGAGGCAUGCACAGAACAGGGCGAGUUUUGGCCACACCGCUGACACCCGCAGCAUGCUGGUUUAAAACGAGUAACAGACAUUUCUUUUGUUGCUAUGUGAGCCAUUCUGCUGUGAAAGGUUUUUUUCUCUUAUCACAGGCUGCCAAACCCAAAGCUGCAGAGAAAGAUGUGAAGAUUGAGCAGGUUGUAAAUGGUGAAGCGAACACAGAGGGGAAAUCCCUGAUGGAGCAGCUGAGAGGAGAGGCGCUCAAGUUCCAUAAGCCAGGGGAGAAUUACAAGACUGAGGGUUAUGUUGUAACGUCCAACACCAUGAAUUUGCUGAAGAAGCACUUGGAAGAGACUGGAGGACAGGUAUGACCUUACUAAAUGAUG
Messenger RNA from Sinocyclocheilus grahami, 552 nucleotides. Its product is annotated as glutamine--tRNA ligase-like. Gene Ontology annotation, biological process: glutaminyl-tRNA aminoacylation. Bases 187 to 537 code for a protein of 116 amino acids. Lineage: Eukaryota; Metazoa; Chordata; Actinopteri; Cypriniformes; Cyprinidae. Gene Ontology annotation, cellular component: cytoplasm. Gene Ontology annotation, molecular function: ATP binding; glutamine-tRNA ligase activity. The transcript has 3 exons. The record is from RefSeq and is a predicted model, not a curated record.